CCUUCCCGGGGAAAGCAAGGGCCAGAGAGAAGGAGGGAGGGGCCAAUCCCCGGCAAGGGAGGUGGGAAGAUGGACGCUGGGCCUCUCUUCUCUGCUGGGUCUGUAAUGAGGAAGUCCUCUGCAGCACAGUUUCCUUUCCCUCGCUGAGCACUUGAAACAGGAAGUCAGGCAGUCAACGAAGCUGGUGGCAGCAACAGAGGUGACCGGAGGGGACAGGCGGCAGGUCUCCAGCGCAGGAGACCCACGCCCACCAUGGUCUCCAGCUGGAACCAUGGCAACAUCACCCGCUCCAAGGCGGAGGAGCUGCUGUCCAGGGCCGGCAAGGAUGGGAGCUUCCUGGUGCGGGCCAGUGAGUCCAUCUCCCGGGCGUACGCGCUCUGCGUGCUGUACCGGAACUGUGUGUACACCUACAGGAUCCUGCCCAAUGAGGACGACAGGUUCACUGUCCAGGCAUCAGAAGGUGUCCCGGUCAGGUACUUCACUAAGCUGGACCAGCUUAUCGAGUUCUACAAGAAGGAGAACAUGGGGCUGGUGACCCACCUGCAGUACCCCGUGCCACUGGAGGAGGAGGAUGCCGGUGACGACCCCGAGGAGGACACAGAAAGUGUGGCAUCUCCACCUGAGCUGCCCCCCAGGAACAUCCCUCUCUCUACGGGGCCCUGCGAGACCAAGGAGCUUCUGGGGCCAGCUGAGAACCCCCGUGCCCCCGAAGCCAGCCGGCCCAGCCUCUCCGAGACACUAUUUCAGCGGCUGCAGACCAUGGACACCAGCGGACUCCCAGAAGAGCACCUUCGAGCCAUCCAGGAGUACUUGGGCACUCAGCUUGCCCUGGACUCUGAGUUUGCAAAGACGGGAUCCAGCAGCCUCCCCAGCCUGAAGAAGCUGAUAUCACAGCUCUGCAAGGAGCUCCAUGGGGAAGUGGUGCGGACCCUCCCGUCGCUGGAGUCUCUGCAGAGGCUGUUUGACCAGCAGCUGUCCCCUGGCCUCCGCCCGCGGCCCCAGGUCCCCUGCGAGGCCAGUCCAGUCACCAUGGUGGCCAAGCUCAGCCAGCUGACAAGCCUGCUAUCCUCCAUUGAAGACAAGGUCAAGGCCUUGCUGCAUGAGGGCCCCGAGUCUCCCCAUUGGCGUUCCCUCAUCCCACCUGUUACCUUUGAGGUGAAGGCUGAGUCUCUGGGGAUCCCUCAGAAGCUGCAGCUCAAGGUGGACGUGGAGUCUGGGAAACUGAUCAUUAAGAAGUCCAAGGAUGGUUCGGAUGACAAGUUCUACAGCCACAAGAAAAUCCUGCAGCUCAUCAAGUCCCAGAAGUUUCUGAACAAGUUGAUGAUUCUGGUGGAAACAGAGAAGGAGAAGACCUUGCGGAAGGAAUACAUUUUUGCUGAUUCGAAAAAGAGAGAAGGGUUCUGCCAGCUCCUGCAGCAGAUGAAGAACAAGCACUCAGAGCAGCCGGAGCCCGACAUGAUCACUAUUUUCAUCGGCACCUGGAACAUGGGUAACGCCCCCCCUCCCAAGAAGAUCACGUCCUGGUUUCUCUCCAAGGGGCAGGGAAAGACACGGGACGACUCCGCUGACUACAUCCCGCACGACAUCUACGUGAUUGGCACUCAGGAGGACCCUCUGGGGGAGAAGGAGUGGCUGGAGAUUCUCAGACACUCCCUGCGAGAAGUAACCAGCAUGAAUUUUAAACCGAUUGCUGUCCACACACUCUGGAACAUCCGCAUCGUGGUGCUGGCCAAGCCUGAGCACGAGAACCGAAUCAGCCAUAUCUGCACCGACAACGUGAAAACGGGCAUCGCCAACACCCUGGGGAACAAGGGAGCAGUGGGAGUGUCGUUCAUGUUCAAUGGGACCUCACUGGGGUUUGUCAACAGCCACCUGACCUCCGGAAGUGAGAAGAAGCUCAGGAGAAACCAAAACUACAUGAACAUCCUCCGGUUCCUGGCCCUGGGAGACAGAAAACUGAGUUCCUUUAAUAUCACUCACCGCUUCACCCACCUCUUCUGGCUUGGGGAUCUCAACUACCGUGUGGACCUGCCCACCUGGGAGGCGGAAGCCAUCAUCCAGAAGAUCCGGCAGCAGCAGUAUGCCGACCUGCUGGCCCACGACCAGCUGCUCACCGAGCGCAAGGAGCAGAGAGUUUUCCUGCACUUUGAGGAGGAAGAAAUCACAUUUGCGCCCACCUACCGAUUUGAAAGACUGACUCGGGACAAAUAUGCAUACACGAAGCAGAAAGCGACAGGGAUGAAGUACAACCUGCCCUCCUGGUGCGACCGAGUCCUCUGGAAGUCCUACCCCCUGGUGCAUGUGGUGUGCCAGUCCUACGGCAGUACCAGUGACAUCAUGACGAGUGAUCACAGCCCUGUGUUUGCCACGUUUGAGGCAGGGGUCACCUCCCAGUUCGUCUCCAAGAACGGCCCCGGGACCGGGGACAGCCAAGGGCAGAUCGAGUUCCUGGCGUGCUACGCCACCCUGAAGACAAAGUCCCAGACCAAGUUCUACCUGGAGUUCCAUUCCAGCUGCCUGGAGAGUUUUGUCAAGAGCCAGGAAGGAGAAAAUGAAGAGGGCAGCGAGGGGGAGCUGGUGGUAAAGUUUGGCGAGACGCUUCCCAAGUUGAAGCCUAUCAUCUCUGACCCGGAGUACCUGCUGGACCAGCAUAUCCUGAUUAGCAUUAAAUCCUCUGACAGUGACGAAUCUUACGGUGAGGGCUGCAUUGCACUUCGGCUGGAAGCCACGGAAACCCAGCUGCCCAUCUACACACCACUCACCCACCAUGGAGAGAUGACGGGCCACUUCCGGGGAGCCAUUAAGCUGCAGACCUCCCAGGGCAAGAAGAGAGAGAAGCUGUACGACUUCGUGAAGACAGAGCGAGAUGAGCCCAGUGGGCCCAAGUGCCCAAAGAGCCUCACCAUCCAGGACCCUGUGAAGCAGUGGGAGCCGGCUGGCAGGGCCUCCUUCGGCCUCACAGACAUCAUGAAUCCCAGCUACAUUCCCGUCCGGCAGCCCGUGACUGCCAAGCUGCCCAUGUCCCCCUUGCCGGACCAGCCACUCCCGGCCUGGAGCUAUGACCCACAGCCCAAGGACCCUUCCCUGGGGCCAGGGAGAGGGGACAGUCCUCCCACCCCACCCUCCCAGCCACCGCUGUCACCCAAGAAGUUCACCUCUGCCUCAGCAAACAGGGGCCCCUGCCCCAGGGUGCAAGAGUCCAGGCCUAGCGAGCAGGGGAAGGGCUCGACUGAAGCCCCACAGGAGGACCUGUUGCUGAGCAAGCCAGAGAUGUUUGAGAACCCACUGUACGGCUCUGUGAGCGCCUUCCCCAAGCUGGUCCCCAGGAAAGAGCAGGAGUCCCCCAAGAUGCUACGAAAGGAGCCCACACCCUGCCCAGAGCCCAGCAUCUCCUUUUCCAAAGCCCCAGAGGCCGAGGGUAGCAAGGGUCCAGGCAAACAGGCACCCACGACCUUCCUCAGCCCCACACCCCGGCUCCGCUCCUUCACCUGCUCGGCCUCCACCGAAGGCAAGGCCACUAGUGGGGACAGGGGCCAGGGGAAGCCCAAGGGCCCUGCCAGCUCUCAGGCCCCAGUGCCGGCCAAGCGGCCCAUCAAGCCAUCCCGGUCGGAGGUGAGCCAGCAGUCCACACCCACACCUGCACCCCGGCCACCCCUGCCAGUCAAGAGCCCAGCGGUUCUGCAGCUGCAGCACGCCAAGAGCCGUGACUACCGUGACAACUCCGAGCUCCCACAUCAUGGCAAGCACCGGCCUGAGGAGGGGCUGCUGGGCAGGACGGCCAUGCAGUGACGCCCUGGGGGAUGUGCCAGUGACAGGAGCCCAGAGGAGCAGCAGAAGCCUCAGAAGGGAAGCCUCUCCCGUGACCUCCUUCUGGUUCCCCUACCUCGCUUCCUGUGCAAACCUUUGCAUUUUUCGGAAAAGGGCCUCACUUCUAUGUGGCCCACGGAGUACACUGCCUGUGACACUGGGCAGCAGGUACUGCGGUCAGAAGGAAGGUGCCCACCUGAGACGACGGCUGCAUCGCUGGGUCCCCAGCGUGGCCUUGGUACUUGGGACCCCGGGGUCUUGUUCGGGUCACCAUUUUGAAGGAGACACCUGAAGUGCCAAUCCGGGGAUGGAGAUAUACAUAAUAAUAAUAAUAUUAAUAAUAAUAGUGGCAGCCUGGGCUGAGAAGUCGGCCUGUGCCACAUGCAUCACUAAGUGCUUUAGGGACAUUGUGUGGGGACAGCGUCCAGGGCAGAGGCUCCAGCCAUGCAGAACCACGUGCCCAGGCCCGGGCGUCCUGAGGGUUUGGGCAAAGCAUUAAGAGGCUGGCAGCCUUGGGAGCAAGAAGUGGCUGCAAGGGACACAGAGGAUAUGAGCGACUCUUGGGGCACAGGGCUUGGUCCCAGGCCAGCUCCCAUGAUUCACGCUACUUCAGCCGAGGCAGGGGUCCUGUGCAGCCGCAUGGGGAGCAGGGAUCUCCCUGAGCAGGAGCAGCAGCCUGCGCCGCGGCCUCACGCUGGGGUCAGGAUGGCCGAGGCCCUGCUAGUUCCACAUGCUGGGCUCCCAUCCACUGCCCAAGGUGGCCAGUGCCACCAGGCUCCUGCAGCCUCUCAGUCUCAGGCUCCAUGGCCUUCAGCCCUUAGUUAGUAGGUAGUAGAUUGUUGGUAUCUUUUCUCAUGUUGCUUCUUGAUCUGGAAUGUGUGAGAGUGAGAUGGUAGGUAUGCACCCCACGUGCCCACUGUCCUGUCUGUGUGACCAAUAAACUGUGCCUUUCUCA
Molecule: messenger RNA, 4762 nt
Organism: Cavia porcellus (domestic guinea pig)
Lineage: Eukaryota; Metazoa; Chordata; Mammalia; Rodentia; Caviidae
Gene: Inpp5d
Product: inositol polyphosphate-5-phosphatase D
Exons: 27
Coding region: 253-3789 (1178 amino acids)
Biological process (GO): negative regulation of bone resorption; regulation of immune response; negative regulation of signal transduction
Cellular component (GO): cytosol
Molecular function (GO): phosphatase activity
Source: RefSeq, a predicted model, not a curated record